UAAUAGAGAUGAGUGGAGGAUCUGCCCUAGGUCAGGCUGGGAGGACACCCUCCAUGGGGUAUAAAUGUCUCCAUGGGAUGGAUGGAGAGAAUUCCUGUCCUCGGAGAGAAGGUUCUGGUGCUGAGUCCACAGACUGAACUCUACAAUGAAGCUUUGUGCCCUCGCUCUUCUCCUUCUGCUGGGUCUGGUCAAUGCUCACGAUGUUCCCUGCACCCUGGACAAGGCCAUCAAAAAUACAGUGACUCAGUAUUGCCCGUGUCCAACCCUGGAGUGUACCAGUGUGAGUUCCCCGGGGAGCGAGGUCGCCUGUCCUUCCGGUUACGCAGUCUCCGGCUGUUCCUGUGGGAUGGGCUGUGGAUCGUGGGACAUCAGGGAAAAAUCUCGGUGUCACUGCCAGUGCGACAAAAUGGACUGGACAACGGCGGUCUGCUGCAGGAAUAAGUGCCAGUAAUGUGUGCCCCGCCCACAAAUAUGAUUUACAAUCAGUGAUUACCUGAAAUAAACGCGUUUCGUCACA
This is a messenger RNA of Rana temporaria (common frog), 517 nucleotides long. RefSeq names its product resistin-like. Gene Ontology annotation, cellular component: extracellular region. The transcript is spliced from 4 exons. The record is from RefSeq and is a predicted model, not a curated record. The coding region runs from base 146 to 451 and encodes 101 amino acids. Gene Ontology annotation, molecular function: hormone activity. Lineage: Eukaryota; Metazoa; Chordata; Amphibia; Anura; Ranidae.